AUGUUAGCUCUAACAAGUGCUACUGGAAAGCUGGGCGGUGCAGUCCUCAACGCUAUCCUCGAGCAUAAACUCAUUGAUCCAAAGGAACUUGUCGUCUGUACCUCAACCGACCCCUCCUCCCCCCGCCUCUCCCACCUCCACUCCCACUCCCUCACCAUCCGGCACGCAGACUUCUCCGACCCAGCCUCCCUGCGCACCGCAUACAAAGGAUGCACGCGCCUCUUCCUCGUCUCCACCCCCGCAAUCGCCAUGGACUACAACUCCGCACCCCUCUGGUCGGGCCGCGAAGCGCACCACCGCGCCGCCAUCGACGCCGCCGUAUCCGUAGGCAUUCGGCACAUCUACUACACUUCUCUCGCGUUCGCUCGACCCUCGCGCGCGGGCGUGAUGCGCGCCCACAUACGGACGGAGGAGUACCUUGAGGACUUGCGGAAACGGGGGGUUGUGGAGACGACGGUGGUGAGAGAGGGGCUGUAUAAUGAGAGUUGGCCGUUGUAUUUUGGGUAUUACUAUGGGUUGAAGGGCGAGGAGAGGAGGGAGGUGGUGGUUGCGGGGGAUGGGAGGGUGAGUUGGACGGCGAUUGGGGAUUUGGGGUUUGCGACUGCAAAGGUGCUUGCGGGGAGCCCGGGGGAGUGGGUUGGUAAGACGGUUUAUCUGGCGCAAAGGGAGACGCGGUCGUUGGCGGAUAUUGCGAAGUUGGUGGGGGAGGUUAGGGGGGAGGAGGUGAGGUUGAGGGUUGUGGGGAGGAAGGAGUAUGAGGAGUUUUAUGUGAGGGAGAUGGGCAUGGAGAGGCCGGCGGUCGAGUGGUGGAGUAGCACGUAUGAGGCGCUUGAGGCGGGGGAGUGCGAGAUUAAGGAUGAGACGCUUGAGGGGAUUUUGAGGGAGGCGGGGAGGACGCCGGUGCCGGUCGAGGUUACAAUUCGGGAGAUGAUGAAGUGA
Messenger RNA from Bipolaris oryzae ATCC 44560, 939 nucleotides. RefSeq lists its product as uncharacterized. The transcript is spliced from 2 exons. NCBI's taxonomy places the organism in Eukaryota, Fungi, Ascomycota, Dothideomycetes, Pleosporales, Pleosporaceae. Bases 1 to 939 code for a protein of 312 amino acids. The record is from RefSeq and is a predicted model, not a curated record.